Molecule: messenger RNA, 711 nt
Organism: Aspergillus calidoustus
Lineage: Eukaryota; Fungi; Ascomycota; Eurotiomycetes; Eurotiales; Aspergillaceae
Source: the annotation of a GenBank genome assembly
AUGGCUUGCAUUCGCGGUAUGGCCAACCGAGGUCGCCUCGACGCCAAGUGCCCCAACCGGAAACUCCACGGUGGUCAGUGGCAUCCCAUGGAUGCGCGUGGGUUCACGCGCAACCUGCAUCGUCAACUUGUCCGGAACCGAAAUGAGGGUUUUGAGCCUCUACACAUUCGUGGUCGGACUGGGUAUCUCCUAAAAGCAACUCUAUUGUCUCACGGGUAUACCGUGAUUAUCAAAGCCACAACGGAGAAGGAAAAUGCCCUUAUAGCAGAAACAGAUAACUAUCGCCGCCUCCGUACCUUGCAAGGGCAUCAAAUCCCGGUCUGUCUAGGCAGCUUUGUGCCAAACAUCGACUAUUGGUACCAUGGUGAAAUAAUGACGCAUAUGAUGAUCCUAAGUUGGUCUGGAACUCGUCUUCAGCGAAUAAUCAACAACGAAAAUUCAGCCUUCUUCCACGAAGAGCGCAAUCGUUGCCUGUCCAUCCUCCAGUCACACGGAGUCGACCACAAAGACAAAGAGUGGCGUAAUAUGCUAUGGGACGAAUCCACCCAGCGGUUGGUUAUCAUUGAUUUGGAGGACGUGGAGUGGCUCAAGCAGCCUAAGCGGCCUCGGGCUCUUCAACCAACAUCGGGCAAUUUAUGUCAUCAUGCCGCGAGGGCGCCGAGAAAUAAACGAAGGCGCCUUCCCAGUCUGCCUGCUGCCUGCAACUCGUGA